AUGGCGGGUUUAGCGAAAGCAAAGGCUGGUCGACUCAUGGCUGUUAUUGGUGAUGAGGAUACAUGCACAGGGUUUCUAUUGGGAGGAAUAGGUGAACUGAACAAAAGUCGGCAACCUAACUUUCUGGUUGUUGAUAAAAAUACAAGUGUGAGUGAGAUAGAAGAAAGCUUCAAAUCUUUCCUCAGACGAAAUGAUAUUGCCAUAAUACUGAUCAGUCAAAAUAUAGCUGAGAUGAUUCGACAUGUGAUUGACAACCAUCUAGAGCCUAUCCCAGCAGUAUUAGAGAUCCCCAGCAAAGACCAUCCUUAUGACUCCAGCAAAGACUCCAUUCUCAGGAGGGCCAAGGGAAUGUUCUCCGCAGAAGAUUUCAGAUAGAUAUUGUGGCUGGUUUAGUUUGGCUGGGAAGACAUUCCAGGAGUUAAGCAUACAGAUCAAGAGUAGGCCAGGAGUAUUUAGGAGUGGACAAGGAACAAGUUAGGAGUAGACCAACAGUAGGUUAGGAGUAGAUCAGGAGUACAUUCAGAGUUCAGGAUCAGACAUUAAUGCAUCUGUAUAAUUUCAGUUUCUUUAACAACAUUUGUAGGCAAGUAGCAGCCACUGCCUCUUAAUUAAGUUAAAGCUAAAAGAAUUAAAAUCCAGUGUGUAUAAUUUCAGAUUUAUAUAUUUAUUGGAGAUGAACCUUGGGACUUUUGUUUUAAAUCCUGUCCGAAAUCUUGGCAAUCUCCCAAAACUGAAUCAGUGAAAGUGUUCAGAGAAGUUAACAGAGACUGUUCGUAUCUUUUAUUUGGUGCUGUAAGGGAUAUCUGCUAGGUGUCUGCAGGUGUGGUUAAGUGAUUUAUCCGAUCUGUAAAGCAUGGCUGUAUUAUAUGUGUGUAGCUUGUACAAACAGGAUUGUUUUCCCCAUAAACAUCUCAUUGUCUGUAUUAUGUAGCUGCGGAAUGGAAGAGAAUUAAAAUAUAUUAUGUGUGUA
Messenger RNA from Liolophura sinensis, 970 nucleotides. RefSeq names its product V-type proton ATPase subunit F-like. Lineage: Eukaryota; Metazoa; Mollusca; Polyplacophora; Chitonida; Chitonidae. The coding region runs from base 1 to 375 and encodes 124 amino acids. Gene Ontology annotation, molecular function: proton-transporting ATPase activity, rotational mechanism. Gene Ontology annotation, cellular component: proton-transporting V-type ATPase, V1 domain; membrane. The transcript is spliced from 5 exons. The record is from RefSeq and is a predicted model, not a curated record. Gene Ontology annotation, biological process: proton transmembrane transport.